This is a messenger RNA of Xyrichtys novacula (pearly razorfish), 2000 nucleotides long. NCBI's taxonomy places the organism in Eukaryota, Metazoa, Chordata, Actinopteri, Labriformes, Labridae. The record is from the annotation of a GenBank genome assembly.
AAAAAUCCCCGCGCAGCAGCGGGCAGCGCGUGACCAGCUCCGGGAGCAGCAGCGAGCAGCUCACGCAACUUUUUGUUUUUUCACUCCGUCUCUAGGCAACAUGUGGGCGCGAGCGGUGGUGUGCGCGGCCCUGCUGUCCGCGCUCUGUCCGGCAGGGAGGACGGCAGCCGAGAGGGAAGAGAGGGACGUUCAGGACUAUCACUACGCGAACUCCAACAGACUGGUGAGCGGAACGAUUCUCUCUUUUAUCGAAGAAACGAGACAAAAAGGACAAAUAAUGAUCAAUAUCCUGUUCAGACUUGAUAAACUGUUUAAAAACUCUCCGUAAAUUUAAUACCCGAGGUUCACAAUCAAGUCUUUGAUCAAAAUACUGAGGAAAAUAAUCUAUUUUUAUAACAUUAUAACUUUAGUUAACAGGAAUAAAAACAUUAGAGCUGCAUAUAUGUGACAAAUCAGACUGUUGGAUAGUAAAAUAAUCGGUAAAUUAAACAAAUUCAUGAGUUAAAUUCUGAAAUCAAACUAUUUAGCUUAUUUUAAACUUUAUCAGUUUACUAACAUUUUUUUUGUAUUCAUUGCCACGUCACUGGUUAUCGAUAUUAUCCGAUAUAUUCUGGCCAAUUAUUAUAAAGUUAAUGGCUGAUUCAAUGUUACGCAAGACCAAAAUAUUACUGUUUUUCUGUGUGAAUAUGAAAAACAGUAACGAUUGUUUGAUAACUGCCUCAGUGAUAAUUAGCAAACUAAAGAUAUAUUAAUGUAAAUUAAAUUAUUUUUUUUCGUCUGAAAUGUCUCACACUUUUCAGUCCCUGAAUGACUGCAUUAUUAUUAUUAUUAUUGUUAGUCUGUGUGGUUAUUAUUUUUCCUUUAAAGUCUAUAGUCUCCUAAAUAAUCAUAUUUAUUCAUUCCACCACAAAAACAUCCUAUUGGAUUAAACUCAACCAGGAAAUCUAUUUCAAAUUAAAUAAUGAAUGGAGAAAACUGUCAGCUGAUAAAAUAGUACAUAUAAUUUGUAUUCUCUAAGCUUUAAUACAUUAAACAACCAAACUGCUCAAACCUCUAGAUAAGCCCGGUAAGGUCUUCAAAAACGCAAAGUCCUGUACCAUCUUAAAACCCUGAACAUUUCUCUGAAAAGGCAGACCUCUGUAUUUCACUGACUGUGUGUGUGUGUGUGUGCUCAGCUGGGCGCUCUGCACGAAGUGCUGGAGAGGCUGCAGACGAAGAGGAUAAGUCCCUGGGAGAAGAAGUACGGACAGGUUCCCUCUGUGAGUAGAACAGCUGAGAGGAGUGAGUUAAAACAACCGACCAAUGAAAUCAAUAAAAUGAACAAUAAAAACACAAAUCUAUACGACUGUAGUUUAUGCUUCACGUUAAAGUAAAAAAAUGGACCAAAACCAAGGACUCUGGAGUGGGAAUCACCGCAUGGGCUCAGUCCACCUUAAACGGACCUGAGUGCGUUUAAGGUGGACUGAGGGAAGAGCAAUAAUCGGUUAUGAGGUCUGAUGGAUCCAAAUCUGACACUCUUUUGGAAACGAAGAGCUGGAAAUCAUAGAUGCUGCAUCCUCAGUUUUAAACAACAUCUCCAUGUUUUUCUGAUAUCAGCCUGGUUGUAUAAGUACUCUGAAUGUGUAUAAUUACUGCGUAUUUGUGGUCUCUCUCUGUCCGCAGUGUGACCUCGGCGAACACUGCGCGGUCAGGAAAGGAUCUCGAAUCGGGAAAAUGUGCGACUGCCCUCGAGGAGCUUUUUGCAACUUCUUCCUGCUGAAGUGCUUAUGAGCCAGAAGACAGCGAGAGUUUAUUUUAACAUGUAUAUUUUCCACAUAUGAAGAAUAAAUCUAUAUAAAUCAAUCUAUGAUGAUGUAAAUGAGGCUGAGGAGGGGAGGUCAAUCGUUUGGUCGAGCUGUAGGUGUCAGAUUAAAGGUUUUCCUCUGGACUCCUGUGUGUUUGACUGUUUUUAUUUGAGCUGAUUUAUAAAGUUUGGAUCCGCAGAGAUUCUUCAACAUCAA